UUAAUCGUCAAUCGGCGUGCGCGAGAAUUCGAUUGCAUUCCAUCGAUGCGAUCCCUCACUCCGACCAGAUGCUGUGAGUGUCGUGCACUUCUCACACGACGAUGCUCAAGCUCGAAGUGGCGCGGCUGGCGCUUGCCGAAGUUACCAUUCAAUGCGCCUCCGAGGUGCAACUGCAACUGCGUCGACGCUAGGGGACGUCAGGUCGCCGAAUGCGCAAACGAUCAUCAGCUGUGCCUUCCUUCGCCCACACGCCCCAGUCUGCGCGCGCCGAACAGCCUAGCGCUAGAAUAUCGACCUGCAUACUGCAUCUUUUCACCUGCCAACGUCGGCGAGCAUAAAGGUCGGCCGAUCCCUCCAGCACCCACGCACACUGCCUUCUUCCGAUCUGCACUUCCCGCUCCUCACGCACAGGCUGUGAAUACUUGUCUUAGGACCAUUUACGGAACGAGCUACACCAGCAGCAAUGCUGCCUCCAAUGUCACGGCCAUCGCCUUUGCUGGUACAGUUCUCGGACAGCUGGUUUUUGGAUAUACGAGUGACCACUAUUCUCGCAAAUGGUCGCUUCUGGUCUCGACAAUCAUCCUCAUCGUCUUCGCUGCUCUUGGCGCGGGUGCCUAUGGUGCUGGCGGCACGCUGGGAGGCUUGAUCGCCGCCCUCACUGCUUACCGUUUCCUGCUAGGUAUCGGGAUCGGUGGAGAGUACCCGGCCGGCUCCGUCGGCUGCGCGGAAUCGACAGGUGAAUUGAAGGAGGGCCACCGCAACCGAUGGUUCUGCUUGUUCACCAACACUCAAAUUGACUUUGGUUUCGUCAUGGGAGCCCUGGUGCCCACGAUUAUCACACGAAUCGCUCCGGACAACCUGGGCCUUGUCUGGCGUCUAUCUCUAGGUCUCGGUGUCGUCCCUCCGCUCAGCCUGUUGUACCUCCGUAUAAAGCUACAGGAACCAGAGUCUUUCUCUCGAGAAUCUUUCACCAAGGUGAAAACCCCAUACUGGUUGGCACUUAAGUUCUAUGGACCGCGCCUAGCUCUGACAGCUGGCAUCUGGUUUAUCUACGAUUUCUUGGCAUAUGCCUUCGGCUUGUUCUCAUCAGUUUGGAUCUCCGUCCUUCGGCCUGAAGCAGCGCUGUGGGAAACGUUUGGAUUUUCCACCUUAGUGAACUUCUUCUACGUACCGGGUGCCAUCCUCGGAAGCUUUACUUCUGAUUGGAUGGGACCGCGUCGUGCGCUGAUGGUCUUCGUUGCCGCCCAAGGUGCCGUUGGAUUCAUAAUGUCUGGAUGUUACGAAUAUUUGAAAAUGCCACAAAACAUCGCUGGUUUUGUGGUUGUCUAUGGCAUUUUCCUUGCGCUAGGGGAAAUGGGCCCGGGCGACAACAUUGGCCUUGUUGCAUCGAAAUCGAGCGCGACCGGAAUACGAGGCCAAUAUUACGCCAUCGCCGCCGCAUGUGGCAAAAUCGGGGCCUUCAUAGGUCAAUACAUCUUCCCAUAUAUCCAAAAUGCCGGUGGCGGGGCCGAUACCAUUCGGGGCGGCCAAUAUCCAUUCUUCGUUGCCUCCAGCUUAUGCUUUCUUUCGGCAUUCUUAGUCUGGUUUCUACCAACCAUCAAUCAAGAUACCAUCGAGAAGGAGGAUACGCGAUUCAGAGAGUACUUGGAAGCACACGGGUUCGAUACCUCCCAAAUGGGAAUGCAAGGUUGGCAGGGCACGCAAGAUGUUGCGUCUGCCAACGCAGAGCAGAGUAGAGGGGAUGAAGUUUCGCGUUGAGCAUUCGCAGGAAACAGUCGAUAAGACUGUCAAAUCGUUGGAUCUAACUCUUACUUGAACUUGGUUUGACGCUUCUCAAGUGUGGCAGUACUUCUCAGGAUCAAGCUGUUGCCAUUGAUCUCAUCUUCAGGGUAGCAGACGGACUAAGCAUGGCAUGGUAGUAGGCCAGUCCUGUUGCGCAGGC
This is a messenger RNA of Cercospora beticola, 1942 nucleotides long. RefSeq lists its product as uncharacterized. Gene Ontology annotation, biological process: transmembrane transport. The record is from RefSeq and is a predicted model, not a curated record. Gene Ontology annotation, cellular component: membrane. Gene Ontology annotation, molecular function: transmembrane transporter activity. Lineage: Eukaryota; Fungi; Ascomycota; Dothideomycetes; Mycosphaerellales; Mycosphaerellaceae.